Lycium barbarum (goji berry) is the source of this 3463-nucleotide messenger RNA. Its product is annotated as calcium-transporting ATPase 1-like. The transcript is spliced from 7 exons. Lineage: Eukaryota; Viridiplantae; Streptophyta; Magnoliopsida; Solanales; Solanaceae. Gene Ontology annotation, biological process: calcium ion transmembrane transport. The coding region runs from base 6 to 3056 and encodes 1016 amino acids. The record is from RefSeq and is a predicted model, not a curated record. Gene Ontology annotation, molecular function: calmodulin binding; ATP binding; ATP hydrolysis activity. Gene Ontology annotation, cellular component: membrane; intracellular membrane-bounded organelle.
UUGUAAUGGAGGAGUACAUUAAGGAGAAUUAUGGAGAAGUGAAACCGAAGAAUUCAUCUGAGGAAGCACUUCAGAGAUGGAGGAAACUGAAUUGGCUCGUCAAAAAUCGCAAGCGUAGGUUUAGAUUUACAGCGAACUUAUCCAAGCGAGUUGAAGCUCGCGCUAUACAGCGAUCCAAUCAGGAAAAACUAAGAGUCGCUGUUCUGGUUUCACAAGCUGCACUUAGCUUUAUUCAAGGAGUAAGUUACACUGUCCCAAAGGAAGUGAAAGAUGCCGGGUUUCAAAUAUGUGGUGAUGAACUGGGUUCAAUAGUCGAGGGCCACAAUUUGAGGAAGCUGAAAGUUCAUGGUGGGGUUGAGGGUAUUGCAAAAGAGCUAUCAACAUGUACCACCAAUGGUAUUCGUACUUCUGCUGAUUUGCUUAGUCGACGGAAAGAAAUUUAUGGAAUCAAUAAGUUUAUUGAGAACCCACCAAGGGGAUUUUGGAUUUUUGUAUGGGAAGCUCUUCAAGAUACAACCCUCAUGAUACUUGCUGUUUGUGCUUUUGUAUCUUUGGUUGUUGGCAUAAUGACCGAAGGAUGGCCAAAGGGUGCACAUGAUGGACUUGGUAUUGUUGCAAGUAUCCUGCUGGUUGUAUUUGUUACUGCUACAAGUGACUAUAGACAGUCUUUACAGUUUAAGGAUUUAGAUAAAGAGAAGAAAAAGAUUGCAGUUCAGGUCACUAGAAAUGGCUACAGGCAAAAAUUAUCAAUAUAUGAUUUACUUCCUGGUGAUAUUGUUCAUCUUGCUAUUGGGGAUCAGGUACCAGCUGAUGGACUCUUCCUUUCUGGAUUUUCUUUGUUGAUAGAUGAAUCAAGUUUAACAGGAGAGAGUGAACCCGUUAACGUGACUGCUGAAAAUCCCUUUCUCCUCUCUGGAACCAAAGUUCGUGAUGGCUCGUGUAAAAUGCUUAUCACUACUGUGGGGAUGAGAACGCAGUGGGGUAAACUUAUGGCUACUCUUAGUGAAGGAGGAGAUGAUGAGACCCCAUUGCAGGUUAAACUGAAUGGAGUGGCAACUAUUAUUGGUAAAAUAGGUCUGUUUUUUGCUGUCAUCACAUUUGCUGUCUUGGUGCAAGGCUUAUAUAGCCGCAAACUAGGGGAAGGGUCCCACUGGAGCUGGUCUAUGGAUGAUGCCCAAGGAAUGCUGGAAUACUUUGCUAUCGCAGUUACAAUUGUUGUGGUUGCUGUUCCUGAGGGACUUCCUUUGGCUGUGACAUUGAGUCUGGCAUUUGCAAUGAAGAAAAUGAUGAAUGAUAAGGCACUUGUACGCCAUUUGGCUGCUUGUGAGACUAUGGGUUCUGCAACUACCAUCUGUAGUGACAAGACUGGGACACUAACGACUAAUCAUAUGACAGUUGUAAAAGCAUGCAUCGGCAGUAAAAUCAUAGAAACUGAAAGCUCUAAGGAUGGUUCUUGUUUCUACUCUGAAGUUUCUAAUUCUGUAUUGAGAAUACUAAUCCAGUCUAUAUUCAAUAAUACUGGGGGAGAAAUAGUUAAGAAUGAAGAUGGAAAAAUUGAAAUCCUGGGAACACCGACUGAAACUGCUCUUUUGGAGUUUGGUCUUUUGCUUGGAGGGAAUUUCCAGGAAGUGUGUCAAUCAUCUAAACUUGUUAAGGUUGAGCCGUUCAAUUCAACGAAGAAGAGAAUGGGUGUAGUUAUAGAACUUCCUGGAAAAGGUCUCCGUGCACACUGUAAAGGAGCAUCUGAAAUAAUUUUAGCUUCAUGUGACAGCGUCCUAAACUCUAGUGGCGAGAUUGUUCCCCUAGAUGAAGCUUCAAUUAACCAUCUGAAAGAUACGAUUGACCUAUUUGCUAAUGAAGCUCUUCGAACUUUGUGUCUUGCCUACAAGGACAUCAGUGAUGAGUACCCUGCUCAAGAUCCUAUCCCCUUUGAGGGAUAUACCUGCAUAGGAAUUGUAGGCAUUAAAGAUCCCGUUCGUCCUGGUGUCAAGGAGUCUGUCGCAAUUUGUAGGUCAGCUGGAAUCACUGUGAGAAUGGUCACUGGUGACAACAUAAAUACUGCUAAGGCAAUUGCUAGAGAAUGUGGAAUUCUGACUGAUGAUGGUAUUGCAAUCGAAGGUCCAGUAUUUAGGAUGAAGACUGAGGCUGAGCUGCAGGAAAUUAUUCCAAAGUUACAGGUGAUGGCACGUUCUUCUCCAAUGGAUAAACAUACGCUAGUGAAACUUUUACGUACUACCUUCCAAGAAGUUGUUGCAGUGACUGGAGACGGUACUAAUGAUGCUCCUGCCCUUCAUGAAGCAGAUAUAGGUCUUGCUAUGGGUAUUGCUGGAACUGAGGUAGCUAAAGAGAGUGCUGACGUCAUAAUUUUAGAUGAUAAUUUCUCAACAAUUGUGACUGUGGCCAAAUGGGGCCGCUCAGUUUAUGUGAAUAUUCAAAAGUUCGUUCAGUUUCAGCUGACCGUAAAUGUGGUUGCCUUGAUUGUCAACUUUUCUUCAGCGUGUUUGACAGGGAGUGCUCCGCUUACUGCUGUUCAGCUUCUAUGGGUCAACAUGAUCAUGGACACACUGGGAGCUCUUGCGCUAGCUACUGAACCUCCUAAUGGUGACUUGAUGAAGCGUACGCCUGUAGGAAGGAAGGGGAACUUCAUUAGCAAUGUCAUGUGGAGGAAUAUUUUGGGGCAAUCUUUUUACCAAUUUGUAGUCAUAUGGUAUCUUCAAACUGCUGGCAAAGCUCUCUUUCAUCUUGAUGGCUCAGAUGCUGAGUUGAUUCUGAACACAGUUAUUUUCAACUCUUUUGUGUUCUGUCAGGUUUUCAAUGAGAUUAGCUCAAGAGAUAUGGAAAAGAUAAAUGUCUUCAAUGGUAUAUUGGACAACUAUGUUUUUGUUGCCGUUCUCAGCUGUACAGCUCUUUUCCAAAUCAUUAUUGUUGAAUUCCUUGGCACCUUUGCAAGCACUUGUCCUCUUACAUGGCACCAGUGGUUUAUAAGUGUUGCAAUUGGAUUCCUGGGAAUGCCGAUUGCUGCUGCCAUCAAGAUGAUCCCAGUAGGAUCAAGCUGAAUUCAAGUUGGAGGAACUAGUAAGUUACAACUUGCUUGAACUUCACCCAAGGGCGUCUGACUCAAAUGUUUGCAAUCUAUCAAUCAAAAUGUCAAAGCUCAGAGACCUGAAGGUUGGAGAGUUAACAUAAAAUUGCAGCAAGAAUUGGCCAAUUCGAUCAAUUUCCAACAGCUUCUUAUAACGUUUGGAAAGAUGGUUCUGAAGAUACUGAACUGUUUGGUGCUCCUUAAAACACCUUAAGGGAAAUUGAAAUUCUAUAUCCAUGACUUGUGAAGUAUAAUUUCUUCUGAACAUGCCAUGGUUGUAAUGACACAUUCAUAUGGUACGCAUCUGGAUGGUUUUGUUUCAUUGCAUCAUCAUAUCAAUAUUUUGGAAACAAUCAUAUUCCAUUUUCCCUUUUUGUUCUC